AUGGUUCAAAAACUUCACGGAGGGGUGACGAAAGUUCAACCUGUGUUCAGUUAUCCGGGCACCAAAUCUGUCACCGUGGUCAUCGGAAAAGGAGAGCGACAGCGCGAAUUCCUCGUUCACCAGAAAUUGCUCUGCGAUAACUCAAAUUUCUUCAAGAGAAUGCUUCCAGUCGAAGACGGGCCAGAAUAUCACGAGGUUGGGGAACAGCCACAUGCUGCGGCGGACGAAGGCUUCGUUCAUGUUGGAGAGCAAAAAUACUGGCUUCGAGAUGAAGAUCCGCUUCCCUUUUUUCUCAUCCAGGACUGGCUCUAUUCGGGGCGUGUACGGGCCUUGUCUACCUACACGGCCUAUACUACGCAGUGUCCUGAAGACGUUAUCUGGUUAAAGGUGUACAAAAUGGGAGUCCGACUGGAAAUGGACCCUGUGCAAGUUCUGGCGACGGAGAAGUUCCACGAGAUGUUUUCUAGUGCAUCAUUGGCCUUACCAACCAAGGAUUUCAUCACUGCUUUGUUCCUUGACAGUCCUGAGUCAGUUGUGGCGCAGCUGGAGUGGUACAUUUCAGCCCAUGUUGCGUUUUGCAUCCUCCACACCCGUGGCACUUGUUGCUUGGCCGAUUACUUCGACAAUGAGCGUUUCGCCAGGGCGGUGCUUCAACGCAUGGUCAACUACAUGCAAAAUGGCCUUCAGCAUCCAGCUGCUGAUCCGCGACUUUCUGCCCAGCAGAUGGCAUUUCAUCACAACCCAGUCGACAAAGUCUCUUCUGACGACAAUUCCGGUGCGUGGAUCAACCAGCUUGAGGACUGGGGCUUCACGUUGCACGAUUCAGCUCCUGCACUACCUCCUCGGGAUGAAGCCAGGCGAUCAGUGGCAGCCAAAGUUCGCUUCGCGACCGGUCUGCAGCAAGAGCUGCCAGGGAACGCAUGUGGAAUUUGUGGGCAAAUUUUGAACACAAUGCGCGCAACUACCGUCGUAGGACCAGCAGUGAAACAGAAUGCCACAGAACCACUCCGGAACCGAGGCGUUUGCGGAUACGGCAGCGUCAAAUCAACUCGCGACCGCUUUCUGGACAGACUGGACGGACUUGAUACGUACAGAGCCAAGCGAGCACAGGCUGAGACGGCACAUGGCAAUCAGGCAGCUAGGGCACCCCAGCCAAAUGUGGCCGGCAACAAGAAAGGGCCCACUUACUGGAAUGAUAGCUGGACUGUUGAGUGGGACUCUUUUUGGGAUUGA
Exophiala dermatitidis NIH/UT8656 is the source of this 1233-nucleotide messenger RNA. RefSeq lists its product as uncharacterized. The record is from RefSeq and is a predicted model, not a curated record. The transcript has a single exon. Bases 1 to 1233 code for a protein of 410 amino acids. NCBI's taxonomy places the organism in Eukaryota, Fungi, Ascomycota, Eurotiomycetes, Chaetothyriales, Herpotrichiellaceae. Gene Ontology annotation, molecular function: protein binding.